Molecule: messenger RNA, 2651 nt
Organism: Exophiala xenobiotica
Lineage: Eukaryota; Fungi; Ascomycota; Eurotiomycetes; Chaetothyriales; Herpotrichiellaceae
Exons: 2
Coding region: 302-2473 (723 amino acids)
Biological process (GO): proteolysis; peptide metabolic process
Cellular component (GO): mitochondrial intermembrane space
Molecular function (GO): metalloendopeptidase activity
Source: RefSeq, a predicted model, not a curated record
GUUCCCUUUCAGACCUGAAUAUACAUACAUCUUUGGUCUGGCAACCCGCACUGGCUUUCACCCAGGAAUUUAACUAUUUCCUCCAUGUGUUGAGAUCGACCUCCUUACAUCCGUCAAUCUGGCUCGACCAAAGCCCCUACUCAUCCUACUCACCUCCGCCGCCCUCUUCACCAUCAUCUGCCUCGUCAUCCUGGCUCCCUUUCGCGUUCCCGCCCGCCUCGGUACCAUCUUGAACCAAAUACGGCCUUUUGGGCCCGCUACUUCAUCGUCCAGUCCAUUCAGACCAGUAACGACCUCGGCCAUGACUUCAGCAAAGUUUCGCAAGCCUCCGCAGGCACCUCCAAGUUUCACGGCCACCCCAGAGUCGGUUAUGAAGGAUACAAAGGAGAUGCUGGCGCAGUCGAAGAAAGUCACAGAUGAUGUAGUUGGCCAGAUUGCUGAGCGAGAUGCCACUUUUCAAACCGUACUGCUUCCCAUGGUGCAUGACGAGAACUUGCAGACGCUGAAGGCACAUAUCCUGGGCUUCUACCAAUCAGUGUCUACGGAGCAGGCAUUGCGCGAUGCUUCAACCGAAGCAGAAAAGCUCAUGGAUGAGUACAGCAUCGAAGCGGCCAUGCGCGAGGACGUCUUCAAGCUGGUGGAUGCUGCGUUGAAGAAGGGCGACAAAUUGGACCCGGAGUCGCAGAGGCUACUUGAGAAAGAACACAAGGCUUUUGUCCGCAAUGGUCUAGAUAUCCCAGCUGGACCCAAGCGAGACCGUUUCAAGGAGAUCAAGAAGCGUCUAAGUCAGCUCGGUAUUGCGUUUUCGAAGAACCUCAACGAAGAGAAGGGCGGGCUGUGGCUCACUGCUGAUGAGCUAAACGGCGUGCCCGAAGAUGUCCUGUCUCUCCUGAAAAAGGAGGGAGAUAACUACUGGUUGACAUUCAAAUACCCUGAUCUAUUUCCUACCCUAAAGUACGCCACCGAUAGCGCCACGCGUCAGAAGGUCUUUGUCUCGAACGAGAACAAGUGCAAUCAGAAUGUACCACUGUUCCGGGAAGCCAUCAUUCUCAGAGACGAAGCCGCUCGAUUACUGGGAUACCCUAACCAUGCAGCCUUCAGAAUCGAAGACAAGAUGGCCAAGACUCCAAAGACCGUGGACGACUUCUUGGGUGACCUGCGGCAGAGGCUGAGCCAGGGCGGCCUGGAUGAAAUCGAGACACUCAAGAAGAUGAAGCAAGCUGACCUUGAGUCGCGGGGUGAAAAGUUUGAUGGCCGCUACUACCUCUGGGACCACCGAUUCUACGACAGAAUGAUGGAGGAGAAGGACUAUCAGCUCGACCAGCAAUUGAUCUCUGAGUACUUCCCUCUGCAGACGACGAUCAGAGGCAUGCUCGAAAUAUUCGAGCAACUCUUCGGUCUAGCUUUUGUGGAGGUGGUGGGCAAAGAUCGGGACAGUAUCUCUCCUUCUGGAAAAGGCGAAGAUAUUGUCUGGCACGAAGAAGUACAGGUGUUUAGUGUCUGGGAUGACGAAGACGAAGGAGGCGGAUUUGUUGGCUAUCUAUACCUCGAUCUCUUCCCUCGAACGGGCAAGUACGGACAUGCCGCAAACUUCAAUCUUCAGCCAGGCUUCAUCCAGGAAAAUGGUACGAGAAGAUAUCCGGCAACAGCACUUGUUUGCAACUUCUCCAAGCCGACGGCCAAGAAGCCCAGCCUACUCAAACAUGACGAAGUCACCACUCUCUUCCACGAACUCGGGCAUGGUAUUCACGAUCUCGUCUCUCGAACCACCUAUUCGCGCUUCCACGGCACGAACACUGUGAGAGACUUCGUUGAGGCACCCAGUCAGAUGCUGGAGAAUUGGUGCUGGACACCGUCACAGCUGAAAGCCCUGAGCAGACACUACUCGACUCUGUCGUCUGACUACUACGAUUCGUGGAAAGAAGCUGCCGGCUCGAAUGCGGAGAAGGCCGAGGAACGGAUACCCGAUGAUUUGAUCCAGAAAUUGAUCAAGACCAAGAACCUCAACGGCGCGCUAUUCAACCUGCGCCAACUGCACUUUGGCACUUUUGAUAUGACGAUCCACGAGCCCAAGGAUCAUGCCAGCCUCGAGGCUAUGGACAUUUCUGAGACAUACAAUGCCCUGCGAAAGGACAUCAGUAAGAUCGACGGACCAGAAGUGCUUGGUGAAGGGAACAAAUGGGGUAACGGUCAAGCCACCUUUGGGCAUUUGAUGGGAGGUUAUGAUGCUGGUUACUAUGGCUACCUCAGUUCUCAGGUAUACUCAACCGAUAUGUUCUAUUCCGUCUUCAAGAAGAACCCGAUGGACCCCAAGGAAGGUCGUCGUUACCGUCACACAGUUCUCGAAAAGGGCGGCAGCCAGGACGAGAUGACGACGCUAAUCGACUUUCUCGGUAGAGAGCCCAAGACUGACGCUUUCUACGAAGAACUUGGCCUGACGAAAGGUACGCAGUCCGGCGCCUCGACGACAUGAUUGCAGCGAGGCACUUUCCCGGUCAGAAAUCCGCGGAUGUAUUUGAACAGAAGACUCUGCCCAAGCAGCAUCGUAGAGCAUACCGGCAUCUGCAUAAAAAUAGAGAAUGAAUUGGCAUCCUCCUCAUUGUCGCCUGUACGGGGUACUGAUACAUGUAAAAUGAGACCCACAUUCACGC